AUGACUGUCGUAACGCAACCUGAAGUUUUCUUCUUCAAGCCCACAAAUUAUGUGCCUAACAGUCAGCUCCCUGUGCUUGUUUACCGAAAAGCCCUACCUUUGCCCCUCGAAGAGAAUCUGGUGAGAGAGUUUCUGGAAUCUAAUAAUUGGAUUCACGGGGGUACUUGGAACGCGGUGCCUAGGCAUCAUUUCCAUCCAAAUACUCAUGAAUGCUAUGGUACGUCCUUUCAAGCUCGAUUGAGCAGCCCGAACAGCAGGUUAUCCAGAGUUUUAAGGGACGAUGGCUAA
Clonostachys byssicola is the source of this 288-nucleotide messenger RNA. The record is from the annotation of a GenBank genome assembly. NCBI's taxonomy places the organism in Eukaryota, Fungi, Ascomycota, Sordariomycetes, Hypocreales, Bionectriaceae.